AUGUGUUCGACGAUUGGCAGAGGACCACCGGCUUUGAUAACACUCAAAAUGCAGCUGUACUUUCUGGAAAAUUUCUUCAACCGGGAUGAAGUCGUGGAUAAGCAUACCAGGAAUUUACAACACAAAACGGCUCAUCUACUGAAGGAAAUAACCGAGAACGACGUUAUCACCAAGGACGAACAGGAGGAAAUUUUCAACAAAAUCAUCAUCGAUAUCGUGCUGCACAUGGGCCUGGGUAGUCCGGACAACAAGGACGUUAUUAACGAAACAAUGAAGGCAUUGAACUCCGUCAUGUCCCGAAGCGAUAAAGCCAAGUUCGUUACCCUAGACAGGAAGGACCGACUGUUAGCACUGAAGGAUAUACGGGAAAUUGUUUGCGGAAUUCGCAUUUUCAACAAACAUGCUGGCAAUUCCACUAACGGAAUGUCGGAUCUUCCAAGAGUGCUGGAUCAAUCGCACGAAUCCACCAAAUCCAUUCUGCAGAUUACUCUCUGCGAAAUAAUGGAUAAGGUCAACCUUCUUACCAGUGCACUGAAUUCUUCCAUUGCGUACGACUUGAGGAACCGUACAAUAGUGACGCUUCUACCGGAAAACAUCUCAGCAGACGACUUGGACAACCUUAAGGACCUUCUGGUGAUGUAUCGACAGCACGAAGUAUACACGCGGAAGCUGAUUGACGAACUAGCUCUGAUUAAAUUCAACAUUGACACCUGCAGCCAGGAAUACAACUCAAAGCUAGUCAAGAUUCACGAAUCGGUACAAUAUCGUACUGCCAUUCCAACGGAUAGAGUUUUUCCAAAAUUCUCCGAACUGACUCGAAUAUGGUUGCAGUUCCAAAACUACAUCUAUCUGCUUUCCGAAAUCAAUCAGAUUAGUAACACGCUGACCAAUCUCACGGAACGAUGUCUGAGUUUCGACGAUUUAGCGUAUCGAUUGUUGGGUGAGUGUCAGAUCCACACCGAUGUCGACAGGCUGAACAAAACGAAAGGCAAGCGGCUGCUUAUGAGUGUUGAAAAUGCAUGUGAAGUCGUUCCCUACUCGUCGACAAUGAAAGUUGAAUUGUUGAAGUUUUGCGUAUGGCAUUUGGCGGAGGCUAAUGGAGUGCUCAUGCCUGGCAACACCGAAAUGGGAGUAUGCCAAUAUCAGAAGGAUUUCUAUGCAUUCAACAUUCCUGAGGCAGCGAUUUUCUUCGAUGAGGAUCCCGAUAAAUACAUAUUCAAUGUCGUCACCAUAGCACGGAAGAAGAUCCAACUAGUCGCCUUUCUGGACAUCUUCUACAAGGUACAAACAGCAUACAAUUCCCACAGCCGAGAUGUGUUUCGCAACAAAGCUCCAGUUACCUGCGAACAGGAGGUCCAAACCGAACUACACCCGGUUCCGUCCAACAUCGACCACCAAUACCGUUGGAACAUUUGGGACCUUCGCCGGGAAGCAAUCGAGCUGACCAACUUGCGCAUGAAGCGGACCAGUUCCUGCCAAACGACCAAGGUCAAACAAACGCAAGUGUUCAUGCCGAAGAACCAGGGCACCCAAACUAAAGUCAACCGUGCUACCGAGACGGACGAACGGCGAUCGCGCAUCAAGAAGGUCGAAACGGCACCCUCUCCGCUGCAGGUUUACAGCAUGACCGUUGAAGAUUUCAGUUCGGCAACGUUCAACCGAAUCAAGAGAGCUUAG
Messenger RNA from Ochlerotatus camptorhynchus, 1677 nucleotides. Its product is annotated as cilia- and flagella-associated protein 206. Gene Ontology annotation, biological process: regulation of cilium beat frequency. Lineage: Eukaryota; Metazoa; Arthropoda; Insecta; Diptera; Culicidae. The record is from RefSeq and is a predicted model, not a curated record. Gene Ontology annotation, cellular component: axoneme; ciliary basal body. The coding region runs from base 1 to 1677 and encodes 558 amino acids. The transcript is spliced from 6 exons.